Molecule: messenger RNA, 2070 nt
Organism: Brenthis ino (lesser marbled fritillary)
Lineage: Eukaryota; Metazoa; Arthropoda; Insecta; Lepidoptera; Nymphalidae
Source: the annotation of a GenBank genome assembly
AUGACUCCAAGCAAACGUGUUCCGCUGUGUGAAACACAAAUAGGCGAGUCGCGUCCGAGCGUCACCGUGACUGACAUGGACACUGUCCAGGAGGAGAACGACAACGAUAGUGACGAGUCCUCGUACUCCGACAUAGGACACUUAAGGGAAAGGACUCAAGCUAUGUUGAAUCCUAUUAUCGAGCCGCUGCUGCAGAACUCAAGCUCACUGCCUAACAGCCGCCGAGUAUCAAACGAUAUAGAUGUCAAACUGGCUGCUAAUCUAAAUACUAGGCGUCCUUCAGCAAUAAUAGCAGCGUUCCGUCGACCAUCGCAGGCGCUAGCACUAUGCGCGGCGACCCAAAGACGCUUCUUAUCUGAAUUGACACCACAUUCACGAACCUCAAUGGCUUCCACCCACGAACCGCCAGCCUCAGCCGCCGAGAUAUUGGGACAUGAAGCUUUAAGUAAAGCACUAUCGGCACUUUAUGCAAAGCUCUUAGUAGUGCUUGGACUGGCAUUUCCUGUUACUGAAGUAAUAGCAAAUGGUGUGCCCGAUGCCUAUUACCAGGGAUUUUAUUUAUAUUUGUAUUUAGUAUCUUUAAUGUUUGUUAUAUUUCAAUAUGCGAAUAUAAUGCGAGAAAAGGCAUUCAACAUGAUAAUUAAUAGCCGCGAAGCAGAAAACCAAAAUGGCAAUGGCAAAACGACACCAAUUGAGAAAUUAAAGAAAAAAGAAACUUUAUCUCGAUAUGGAAGUUUUUAUUUAAGAUUAGGUGCUAUAGCAUUUGGCAUCGGGUCCAUGGUGUACAGCGGCUUAGAAUUCGGUGAAUAUUUUGAAACGACGGACCGUUGUAGAUAUUUUUUAUCUGCAUUAACUCCAGCAUUAAGAAUGGCGCUAACUCUUGUCCAGAUGCAAUUCAUAUUUCUCACAAACAAAGACAUUGAAGCAGGAAGUUUUAAAAUGAUACAGAGAUUUGGAUUUAUGCAUUUGAUAGCCACAAAUCUAUGCGAAUGGCUAUAUGUACUUGUUGAAGAAACAAAACAUGAAAUUCACCAUCUAGAACACUCAAUGACUUCAAAAACCAACACUAGUCUUCAUAAUAUAGAGGAACCUUGUAGACGGUCCAAUAUAAUGGGAACAUUAGUACAAAAUGCAUCACCCUUCCUUUUUCCUUGUACUAUAGAAUAUUCGCUUAUUUGCGCUGUUAUUUUAUACGAAAUGUGGAAAGAGGUUAAAUGUACUCCAGAAGACUUUGAAAAGAAGUUUAACUACCCCAGAAACAAAUCUCGUAAUAAUUCAGUCACUCCUGAAAAAAUAAUACAACAAUUCGCUGGUAUGCUUGGCGUAAGCUCUCCUCAUGGAAGUCGAACAGCACUCCACCAUUUCUCUGUAGACUGCUCUCAUGCACAUCGAGGCCUAUUCGCUGGAAUACUCGUUAUUGUUCUCACUAUAAUAUCAUUAAUUAUGUUUUUUGUACUUGCGAGCCAUCCAAACACAGUUAAUGAAGCAAUAUUUGAAGUAAACGUGUGUGAGUUGAUAUUAUACUCAUUGACUUUGUUAGGUACGGCUAUUGCUCUAAAGCAAAUGAGAGUUCUUCCAUACAAACGAAAGUCCCAAGCUGUCUUGGGAUUAGAUACUUCAUUGUUAGUUCUAGCACAAUCUGGAAUGUUUGUGUAUUGCAUGUUCAGUCUGAUUGGAUGUCAUCAUACGGUUAAUCACAGCAAUGGCGCUGGACUUACUGGUUUCUUCUCCGAAUUUCUAUCUUUGAAUCAGACAAUAUUGCAAUCUUUAUUUAUAAUCGACGCGUGGUGGCGACGCAGCAGUAAUUCAGAGCAAAGACGUAAGAAACCGGGGCGACAACUUGUGACCUUCUUACUAGUUGCAAACAUGGCCAUGUGGGCAAUUAACACACUUGAAAAGAAUCGUGCAGAAUUUCGUCCAACUCACCUCGCUUUCUACGGACCAUGGGCAUGGACGAUCAUUACGCAUGUGUCGAUGCCACUAGCGAUUUUCUACAGAUUUCACUCCACUAUCUGUCUUUUCGAGAUAUGGAAAAACUGCUUCAAAAACAAACCUUUAUAUUUAAACGUU